AGGUGUCAGUCUAGAUUGGUGUCCGGUCGAGGCUAUUGCGCAGUAGGAACGCGAAGUGUUAUCUAAUGGCUCGUACAAAGCAAACGGCUCGAAAGUCGACGGGAGGAAAGGCUCCCCGUAAACAGUUGGCCACAAAAGCAGCACGAAAGAGCGCGCCAUCAACGGGAGGAGUGAAGAAACCGCAUCGUUACAGGCCGGGGACUGUCGCUCUGCGAGAAAUCCGUCGUUACCAGAAGUCGACGGAGUUGCUUAUCCGAAAACUGCCUUUUCAACGGCUUGUGCGCGAGAUCGCUCAAGAUUUCAAGACAGAUCUGCGCUUCCAGAGCGCAGCAAUCGGAGCGCUUCAGGAAGCAGCAGAGGCGUAUUUGGUCGGUCUCUUUGAGGAUACCAACCUUUGUGCCAUUCACGCAAAACGUGUGACGAUCAUGCCGAAGGAUAUUCAACUGGCGAGGAGGAUCCGAGGGGAACGGGCUUGAAGUGGCGCCAACGUAUAAACUGCGAACUGUACUGUUUUAGUUUAUUCUUCACGUACGUUUGUCUUGUAAAAUAGAGCCAAAUAAGCUGUGUGA
This is a messenger RNA of Corticium candelabrum, 569 nucleotides long. RefSeq names its product histone H3.3. The transcript is spliced from 2 exons. NCBI's taxonomy places the organism in Eukaryota, Metazoa, Porifera, Homoscleromorpha, Homosclerophorida, Plakinidae. The record is from RefSeq and is a predicted model, not a curated record. Bases 66 to 476 code for a protein of 136 amino acids. Gene Ontology annotation, cellular component: nucleus; nucleosome. Gene Ontology annotation, molecular function: structural constituent of chromatin; protein heterodimerization activity; DNA binding.